AUUGGGUGUUUUAUUGAAUAGACUAGAGUCAAACGGUUUUUGCUUCCCUCAAACAAUUGAGUUUCCCCGAUAACAACGAUCUUACCAAACUACCAAUCUCAUUAUAGACGAACAAUUUUUAUGAACACGCAAGCAUGAACAUUAAAAUACCCCCGGCUUGAUUAGGUAUUACCCCAAGCUCGUCCAUCUUUAUGGGUGGAAAUAUCCUCGUUUAUUAAAGGGGAAAAGAGAGCAGCGGCAAAAUACUAACAACCAAACCUCGCCACUCCUCUUUUCUUUUUCUCCUUUUCGCCGCCGAUACUCUGAUUUUUUCUCCUCCUCCACUAAAACUCCCCUGAUAUACCAUGCAAAUUUCUAUACAAUUAAUAAUUUCCUCUCAGUUUAUUCGUAAAUACAAUUUCACAAUCAACGCGUACAGGUCAUUUCUACGUUAUCAGCUUCGAUUAGGUUAUAAGAUUCAUUUCCAAUUUUUGGUCUUAGAUCUGUUUGAUCAUAAAUUUAUCUUCACUGAUUCGUGUAACCGAUUCAUAUUUUCAUUUCCAGUUUCGAUCUUAGAUCGGUUUGAGCAUAAAUUUAUCUUCACCGAUUCAUAUUUUCGUAGAGCUAAAGGAUUUCUAUGCAACUGCUUUGCUAUGGGUGGAGGAAUUUGUUUAGGGUUUUACAAAAUGAUGAAUUUUAUAGCAUACUGUUUCAGGAAAAUUCAUACUUUCAAUUUGGCCAAUUUUCGGCAAAAUGAAGGAAUUUUUUUUUAAAUGAAUGUAUCACUUUUCCUGAAACAUUACUGAGUUCGUAAGGAAUUGUCAUCAUGCCGGUUGCUCGUCGUCGAUCCGAAGAGGGCAAAUCAGUCUCAACGAAGAGCAUCAGUUUAUACAAUGAGCUCUACUUCAACGGGUACCAGUGGUUCCGGGGGAGAUGAAAUAGCUAAAAGGAUUAAAUUCAUGGAGUUGAAUUGCGUUCCUAAGUUGGAGAUAUUGGUAGAGAAGAUCCAAAAUAGACUUCAUCAGGAGGUUGACACAAGCGGUUAUCUUCCGCAGUGUCAAAAAGAUAUAACAAGGCUGCUGAGUAGUUUGCGAAUACCUGAAUUUAAAUAUAGUAAAUAUGAUGAUAAAAAGGUGUGGAAUUUGGAGGAACGAUGUCGUAAUUAUUUGGAGAAUCCGGUACUCAGUGCGGCUCUUACAGCGAAACGCCAGGUUGCAGAUGUAAAUCAAGGACGAUCAUCUGUAUAUCUAUCCUCAAUGCUGCCACUUCCAACACCAAUAACAGGGUCUCAAUCUGCGCCAUGGGCCAUGCAUAGGACGAACAGCUCAGUGCACAAUGCAGUUUAUAUGGAUACAGUCUAUUACCCUUAUCAGAAGACGGAUCCUCCACCAAGAAACGCACAAUAUGGAUUGAAUACUUCAUCAUAUGCUGCAGAUUCAUCUAUCGUGGGAGUACCAACUGGAACACAAGAUUAUUCUGGCUAUGCAUCGUAUUCAACUUAUGACGAUCCUUAUGGUUAUGGAACUAUUGGAUAUCAGGAUAACUGCCAGCAAGGUAAUCAACCGUAUACUCCUCAACUUGGAGGGUUUCAAAACUCAGGUUCUCCUUAUCAGCCUCUUACCUCAUCUCAGAAUUCAGGCUCUUAUGCGGGGUCUGCAAGUUAUUCAAGCGUUUACCACGAUACUGGGGAUUAUCAGACAUCUGGAGGGUUAGUAAGCACUGCCUAUAGUAGUCAAUUAACGCAGGCCGACGUAUGGAAUGAUGGUAGUAGCUAUGCAGAUUAUCCCUCUCCUCAUUACUCAGAAUACACACCUGCACACUCAAGCAAUGCUCAAAGUUCCAGUAAUUUAGCUGUUACUGCCGAUAAUUAUAGUCAAACUUCAUCAGUUGUUACCUGUGCUCCCGGAACUGAAAAUAAAUCCACCACCAGAGCGGCUACUCGUGAUUCUCGAACCACCAACCGGCACAUACUCAACCACUUGGUGACACCAUUUGUACUUCCUGAUGUUCUUGGUGUAUUACCUACUCAACUUCCUGGCACUACGUCAUGGAAAUUUAUGCCCACACCGUCCAACAGGACCAACACCACAUCCUGGAGACCCGGACCCACUGCAUCUAGCACCCCAUCAUGGACUAGACCUGAACUAACUGCAUCCAGUGCCACACCAUGGACACCAGAACCCACUUCAACCAGCAGAAUGUCACGGAGACCAGAACCCAUUUCAUCUGGGUUGCCUACUGUUCAGGUGAGUCAAGUAACAGGUGGCACAUAUGGCGGUUACCAGAGACAGGGUCCCGCUGCUUUCCAAAAUUAUGGUGUCAGCCGUACUCCAUCACUUCUCCAAAUGCCUUUGGACUUGAAUCCAGUUCCUUGCGAAGUUUCCCAUGGUAUUCAGCAGACUGCCUUUUCUCAAGGACCUACUUCAUGUUUUCCUGCUACACAUCCUGGUGCUCGGACUUAUGCAUCAGGGUUGCAAUCUGGUUCUUCAAUGGAUACACGGCGAGCAGAUGAACUGCAGAUCACAACAAAUGCCAGUAUUCUUCCUCCUUUUUUGGUUGAUGAUCAAGUCGAACAAGAAGAAGCAUUGUCAGAACAUGAUCAAGUUUGUGGUAAGAUUCCUGAAUUUCCAGAUAUUUCCUAUCCCGUUGAAUGACAAAUCUUUGCUGUGAGAUUGGCGACUAUGAGAGGAUAGAAACUACAUCUCAAUCUCAGCCAGGAAAUAUUGUAAGCAUUAUAGUCGGUGAAUUUUGUAAACCGGAACAGUUUAGGCCCCUUUUUGAAUUGUUGUUUUAUGUUAGCUUUCCUUCUGAGCCAUGUUUAGUUCAAUACUAGCAUCCAACAAUGAAGGUAGUAGUAAUUAGGUGUAGAUCUAUUUUUAUUCGCAAUAUGCAUCCUUCUCA
Messenger RNA from Papaver somniferum (opium poppy), 2880 nucleotides. RefSeq names its product SAC3 family protein A-like. The record is from RefSeq and is a predicted model, not a curated record. Lineage: Eukaryota; Viridiplantae; Streptophyta; Magnoliopsida; Ranunculales; Papaveraceae. Bases 873 to 2633 code for a protein of 586 amino acids. The transcript is spliced from 6 exons.